AAAAUUCCUGAUCAAACAGUGAAACUGCAUAUAUAUAUAUAUAUAUGAGAAAGUAUUUAAUUAAACUGUGACCUAAAGAUUGACCGAUUCAAAAGGCAAAAUAGUGGCGAGUUAUUGUCCAUCGCUUGAUAUUUCAAUGUUUUGCCCAAAGCAAAUAUAUCUUUUUAAGUACACUGUACAGAAAUCGAAAGUGUAUAUAGCAAGUAUGACUUACAAUAAAUAAUAAAACAAUAAUUAGUUGAGGUGUUGUCACAUUUUUUAAUAACUUGGUUGAAUCGUGAUCAGAAUUAUCAUUUUAAUCCCCUUUCAUCCCUGCUAAUUAUUUUGUCAAAUGCAUUUUGCAAUUGCAUUUUAUCAUUACAUAAUAAUCCACAAUAUCAUUCUAUUAAUUUCCAUUUGAUAGUAAACAAUUUUCUUUGCUGCAUGGAAGUUCUAAUGUGAAUGAAAUGUUAGAAUUAAUCUGAUUAAAAUAUCAUUAUUUACCACUCAACACCCUUCAUUCAUAUUCCUGCUCUGGAUUACCCUUCACGUUCCCCCAUUAUUUAUGUAAAUUAGCUCCAGGUUGCCUGGUAUUUACCCACAAUGCAACAUAAACCUCAGAUCAAGGAGAAAAUGGCGGUGUAUGGAAGGAAGUGUACAGCUCUUCAAACCUCUUGUUUUAUUCAGCGAAACUAAAAUGAAAAAGAAACCCUGUGAUGGAUGGUGGCUAAUUGCGUUGAUUACUCUGACAGGGUUGACAAUUCAACAGGCAUCAUCAGUAGACUGUCCUAGUUCAUGUCGGUGUGGAAUAGAUGCUUCUGGAGUCUUCAGUGUGGACUGUACAAACCGAGAACUCACAACUUUCCCCGAAUCAAUACCACUCAUUGCAACAAAGCUAAACAUUAGUGGGAACUGGAUUACACACUUAAACAGACUUGAAGGAGAAAAUGUUUUAUUUAUAAAUGUCACAAUAUUGGAUUUAAGUAACAAUGCUGUUGUUGAUCUUCAUUCAACUUUCUUGAAAGCAUUUUCUAAUUUGGAAUACUUGUAUUUCAAACAAAACAAAUUGACAGAAAUUCCAAAUUUUCUUCCUGAAAAAUUAGUAGUAUUACAUCUAAGCAUUAAUAUGAUUACAAGUCUAUGUCAUCUGAGUGGAAGUCAUUUGCGAGAACUUUAUUUAAGGGAUAAUUACAUUGAUCUCAGCAAUGGGGGUCUUCAUUGUGAGCAAAGAAAAAGGUCAAACACCACUUUUGAAUUUUUAAAUCUUGAAAUUUUAGACCUUUCUGGGAAUCGGAUUAGAAAUAUAGAUGAUAAUACUUUCAAAAGAUUUCCAAAACUGAAACACAUAUCUCUUUCAAACAACAGAGUAUCAAAUGUGUCUUUUGUAAAGGAAUUGAACGUAGUUGAAGUUCUAGAUUUAAGCAAUAAUUCUAUUUCAGGAUUUAAUCAAAGAAGUCUUAAAAAUUUGCAUAAUCUGCGAUAUUUGUCGUUAGCAUUUAAUAGCUUUGUAAAUCUGCCGAGCUAUUUACCAACACUUGAAUGGUUGGACAUGUCAUUCAACAAUAUUACACAUUUGAGUGAGGAAGUUGAUGAGAAUGAGCUUUACCCUCAUGAUGUGUUUCUGUUAGGGGGUAAUCCAUUUCACUGUGACUGCCACCUACAAUGGGUAAAAGACUUGUAUGAUUUACGUCUAUACUUACUGAAAUACAUUGAUGUAAAUUUGGAAAAAUACAUCCCAGUUUGUGCAACACCCGUUCACCUAGCUGGAAAAUCAUGGGACAUGCUUGACUCGGAUCAGUUUGUAUGUUCCGAUAUAAGGAAACCGGUAAAGGAUGAUAAGACACCAGAGAAAGAUCAUUCAUGGUCUCCUGAACUGCAUGUAAGUUUUGUAGGACAGACAUAUAUCAAAGUAGGCUGGAUACCACCGCAAGGAGAAGUUAAUUCUAAAUCAAGGGAGAUGGUUUUAGCAUACCGAACAUUUGGUGGGCAGAAUGUUUGGAGGGAGAUGUCAGUCACUGGUAAUGUCGGUGUUUACACUAUACAUGAUUUACACCCGGACACAGCAUAUCUUGUUUGUCUGAAAAGUGUACAGGUUACGUCCUUAGACCAUAACUGUGUGGAUGUCAUCACUCUUGGUCAGUCUUUGAUGGAGUAUUACAUGUUGAUAGGCUUGGUGGCAGUGCUUGCUUGUGGUUCUCUCAUAUUAACAAUUUGUUUGUGUUUCUUCAAAGGUGACAGUCAAAAGAAGCAACAGUAGGCUUGUAUUAUAUUAUAUUUAUAUUGUGAAACUUCAUGAAUGUUGAUGAUUGAAAUUUUCUUGUGAACAGAGAAAUAAAAAUAACAGGAGAAAGAACCUCUAUUGAGUUUU
Messenger RNA from Mizuhopecten yessoensis (Yesso scallop), 2347 nucleotides. Its product is annotated as protein slit-like. Lineage: Eukaryota; Metazoa; Mollusca; Bivalvia; Pectinida; Pectinidae. Gene Ontology annotation, molecular function: protein binding. The record is from RefSeq and is a predicted model, not a curated record. The transcript has 2 exons. Gene Ontology annotation, cellular component: plasma membrane. The coding region runs from base 623 to 2236 and encodes 537 amino acids.